Molecule: messenger RNA, 2667 nt
Organism: Kluyveromyces lactis
Lineage: Eukaryota; Fungi; Ascomycota; Saccharomycetes; Saccharomycetales; Saccharomycetaceae
Gene: MSH4
Product: MutS family protein MSH4
Exons: 1
Coding region: 1-2667 (888 amino acids)
Biological process (GO): reciprocal meiotic recombination; mismatch repair
Cellular component (GO): nucleus
Molecular function (GO): mismatched DNA binding; ATP-dependent DNA damage sensor activity; ATP binding
Source: RefSeq, a predicted model, not a curated record
AUGAACAACACAGCGACAACAUCUGGUAAUGUUACAUCUUUCGCAAAGUGGGCUUUUGAAUCGUCUUCGGUCGAAGGCACUUCUUCCGUCGGAACCACUACAUCGGAUAAUCAAUCUCAAAAUAAUUCAAGGGUUAGCAGGCACUCAACAUCUAAGAAACGUAAAGUCGAUAGGCAGCCAACUAUUUUUGAAUUAUCAAAUCAUCAGCAGGAAAGGGAUUGUUCUUUGCCAAUCAGAAAAUCAAUGCAAACUAGGCAAUCCAAAUCUGAGUCAAGGUAUACGUCAAGAAAUAAAAAGAUUACUACAACUACCUCUGGACUUGUUGUAGGGCCUGACAGGACAAUAUUUAGCAUAUUCGAGUCUGGGAAAAAUGCAGAUACACGAGUUGGAAUUUGCGUGGUAAAUUAUUCAACUGCGGAAAUGCACGUUUCAGAAUUCAUUGAUACUCAAGUCUUUAUUAAAACUUUAAACAAAAUAUACGUCUGUCAACCCACUGAAAUCCUCAUUCCAUCGCAUUCAUUGUCGGGAAAAGUUUCAAAGUUGUCGACUAUAGUCAAAUGCAAUAUUUCCGACAAUGUAAAGAUAUGCGAGGCGGCCACGAAAGUUUACAAUCCUCAAGAGGGAUUAGAAGUUCUUGAAAAGUUCGCCUUACUUGGUACAAACAAGUCUCCUGUACCUUUCGCGGAACAAUUAAUCGGUAAAGAGUUUUGUCUUAUGGCAGUAUCUGCGGCUAGCAACUACAUGACACAAAUAGCUGAAGCUGAUUUAGCUUUAAAGUUUAGCAACUUCAGAGUUAGAAUUGAUAAUGGUGACAAUACCAUGUUGAUUGAUAUGAAAACAGUUCAAUCUUUAGAAUUAAUAGAAAACACUCUAGAAUCAAAUGGAAUGACACUAUUAAAAGUAAUUGACAAAACAGUGACUAAAAUGGGACAUAGAGCGCUUAGGAAUGAUAUACUUCAACCUUUAACUGAUAUUAAUUCGUUAAAGCUUAGAGUUUCUGCUGUACAGGAACUACAGAACAACCCAGAUUUUUUAAAUUCCUUUAGGAUGGAGCUAAAAGUUCUUCAUGACCUGGAUGCUCUUUUCUCUAAACUUCUCUCGUUCAAUCACACCGUCAUUCUUCCUGAUCAAAAGCUCAAUUAUGUCAUAUUGUUGAAAGAAUCCAUUGAGAGUGCAACAACGCUUAAGAGACUUUUCGAAGAAAGCAAAUUUGAAAGCAAAUUGUUGUCAGAAAUCAUGGCAAUAUUUAGUUCAGAUGAUAUUAGCAGCAUCUUUGAUUUGAUCAAUCGAUAUCUCAAUGAAGAUACACGUUGGGCUUCUACACCUAUCGAUCUACAAAACCAGAAAGCGUACGCUAUUAAGAGAGGUUCAAACGGUCUUCUUGACGUGCUCAGGCAAUUGUAUAAAUCUUUAACAGAUGAUAUUAUGAGAGAAGUGGACUCCCUCAGAGAUAAAUUUGGAUUGAAUUUCAGCCAUGGACAUGAUGUUAAUCGGCAGUUUUACUUGAAACUAAAAAAGAAAGACAUUAACCAGCUCUCUGAUUUAGACUCCUGCUUUAUCAAUCGUGUUACGAAGAAAACUGCGUAUGAAUUUACCACAUUGAACUUAAUGAAAAUGAAUACAAGGCUCUCUGAGCUUACUUGUGAGAUGAUAGCUUUGAGUGAACAAACCGUGAGUGAACUUUUAUCCAAUAUUUCUUCUCAUAUCGCAACACUUUUUAUGAUAUCUGAGGCUAUAUCAGUUCUAGACCUUUUGUGUUCUCUUGCAACAACGGGUUUAGAGAAUAACUGGAUUUUAGCAUCGUUUGGUAAUCAUUUAUCACUUAGUGGAGCUCGCCAUCCAAUUUUAGAAAAUACACUAACCAACUUUGUAGCGAAUGAUGUAGAGGCAAUACCCAAUCUCUCUUCGUUUCAGAUAGUAACAGGUUGUAACAUGAGCGGAAAAUCAAUAUACUUGAAACAAGUUGCUAUGCUUACAAUUUUGGCGCAGAUAGGAUGCCCUGUGCCCUGUACUUCUGCAUCUUUCCCCCUAUAUCAGAAGCUUCAUGCCCGUGUCUGUAAUGAUGACAUAGAGGCGUAUUCAUCCACUUUCUCAGCAGAAAUGAAAGACAUGGCAUAUUUCAUUGAUGAUAUAACAGAUAAGACUCUUAUGAUCCUAGAUGAAUUAGGACGUGGCUCAAGCAUCGCAGAUGGGUUCUCUAUAGCUUUGGCUAUAUCGGAAUAUCUCCUUUCCAAAAAUGCUACUGUAUUUCUAUCGACACAUUUCAGAGAUAUUCCUAAAAUAUUGGCACCAAAGCCUCGUGUUUUACAUCUUGAGAUGAAAACUGAGAUUGAUCAGGAAUCACAUCUCAAAAUGAAAUAUAAAGCCUCCACAGAAUCAGAAGAGAUAGAAGGAUACGGUAUGAUGAUUUGUAAACGAAUUUUCAGUGAAAGAAUUAUGUUGGAAGCAUACAAAAUAUCGGAAUUACUUCGAGCUAGCAAAAGAAAAGGUUUGAAAAUCAUUGCAAAGGAAGAUUCUUGUGAUAAUGCAUGUCAAACUACCCAAAUCAAACAGGUUUAUUAUUUAGUACAAAAACUCAAAGCGUUUUGUAAUCAUGAAAAAACAAUUGACAUUGAAGAGUUGCGAAGUCUACAAGAUGAUUUCAUUUCAACGUUUGAAAUAGUCUGA